Molecule: messenger RNA, 2270 nt
Organism: Drosophila subobscura
Lineage: Eukaryota; Metazoa; Arthropoda; Insecta; Diptera; Drosophilidae
Gene: grp
Product: serine/threonine-protein kinase grp
Exons: 7
Coding region: 419-1972 (517 amino acids)
Biological process (GO): protein phosphorylation; DNA damage checkpoint signaling; microtubule cytoskeleton organization
Cellular component (GO): cytoplasm
Molecular function (GO): tau-protein kinase activity; ATP binding; protein serine/threonine kinase activity
Source: RefSeq, a predicted model, not a curated record
ACACUGAACCCAACACCGCAUAAAGACAGCAUUUUCGCAAAUUUAUUUAACUAAACUCGUAAAUGAAAGCAUGUGCACGUCCAAAUUGAAGUGAGUGUGGAGUGGGAAAACUCCAUUUGUUACCCGUGCGUUUGUGCGCGAGCCAGCGCAAUUUGUGUAUACGUAGGCAGCCGUACAGAAGGCAGCCGGAAGGUGUGCGAAAAAGAGACGCCUCUGCUAUGCACGAGGUCGCCGUAGAAGCUUUAGCAGGCGGCAGAUGACGACGACGACAGCGACACCACAUGGUGGCAAGGCAUCAAUACUACACACAGGAUACGGCCAACAGGAUAUUAAGGCACGCAGCAAAAUAAACAGGACCUAGACCGCCUCCAAGCGUGGACCCAGAGAGAGGAGCCUAACGGUGGGACUUAGCAAACAAAUGGCGGCUUUUAUGGCAGGAGCAGCAGCAGCCGCCGGUGGAGGAGCGGGUGUCGGAGCCACUCGGGAAUUUGUCGAGGGCUGGACAUUGGCGCAGACCCUGGGCGAGGGCGCCUAUGGCGAAGUGAAGCUGCUCAUCAAUCGGCAGACGGGCGAAGCUGUGGCCAUGAAGAUGGUGGAUCUGAAGAAGCAUCCGGAUGCCGUCACAUCGGUGCGGAAGGAGGUAUGCAUCCAGAAGAUGCUCCAGGACACACACAUUCUACGGUUCUUUGGCAAGCGCUCGCAGGGCAGUGUGGAGUACAUUUUCUUGGAAUAUGCCGCCGGCGGGGAGCUAUUCGAUCGAAUUGAACCCGAUGUGGGAAUGCCGCAGCAUGAGGCCCAGCGCUAUUUUACACAACUUCUGUCCGGACUGAACUAUCUUCAUCAGCGUGGCAUUGCCCAUCGUGAUCUCAAGCCGGAGAAUUUGCUGCUGGACGAGCAUGACAACGUGAAGAUCUCCGACUUUGGCAUGGCCACCAUGUUUAGAUGCAAGGGAAAGGAGCGACUGUUGGACAAACGUUGCGGCACUUUGCCGUAUGUGGCCCCCGAGGUGCUUCUGAAGCCAUAUCAUGCACAGCCUGCGGAUAUUUGGUCAUGUGGCGUCAUACUGGUCACCAUGCUGGCAGGAGAAUUGCCAUGGGAUCAGCCAUCGGCCGGUUGUCCAGAGUUCAUUAACUGGAAGGACAAUGAUCGCUGGCAAACACAGACGCCAUGGAGCAAACUGGACACGCUGGCCAUAUCCUUGCUGCGCAAAGUGCUGGCCAGCAGUCCGGGCACACGCCUCACCCUGGAGAAGAUUCUCGAUCACAAGUGGUCCAACAUGCAGUUUGCCGAGCACGAUCGCUCCUUUGACUUGGUCGAUUCGGCGGCUGCCUUGGAGAUCUGUUCGCCCAAGGCCAAGCGACAACGGUUGCAGUCCAGUGCCCAUUUGAGCAAUGGUUUGGAUGACUCCAUAUCGAGGAAUUACUGCUCCCAGCCGAUGCCCACGAUGCGCAAUGACGAUGACUUUGAUGUGAGAUUGCGCAGCGGUCGGGCCACUGGCGGUCAGGAGAAUCAGGCCGUGGCCCAGGAGGCGCGCCUCAGCUACUGCUUCUCGCAGCCGGCCCUGCUGGAUGAUCUACUGUUGGCCACGCAAAUGAACCAGACGCAGAGCGCCUCGCAGAACUACUUCCAGCGUCUGGUGCGGCGCAUGACGCGAUUCUUUGUGACCACACGCUGGGACGACACGAUCAAGCGGCUGGUGGGCACCAUCGAACGGCUGGGCGGAUACACAUGCAAGGCCAGCGAGGAGGGUGUGGUCACGGUGUCCACCAUCGAUCGGAAUAAGCUGCGGUUGGUCUUCAAGGCGCACAUCAUUGAGAUGGAUGGCAAAAUCCUAGUCGACUUCCGGCUGUCCAAGGGCUGUGGCCUGGAGUUCAAGCGGCGCUUCAUCAAGAUCAAGAACGCGCUGGAGGACAUUGUCAUGAAGGGGCCCACCACGUGGCCCAUUGCGAUUGCAACCAAUUCGGUGCCUUAGCUUGUAAUAGAAUUUAACCUAAGACUUGACACUAUUUCAUGUGUUCACACAGCACUCCCAUUAAUCAUCACUAAAGACCUUCGAAUACUUUAAGCAACAAUUAGCAUGUGCUAACUCACUCUUAGUUCAUGCGUUUUCGACGAUUACGUUUCGUAUUAUGUAUUAUUACUUCCUAUUCUACGAUGAUUUUAACUUUGUUGAUUUUUAAACGAUUGCCGAGUAUUAAAUGUAGUUGAUUAGAUAGUUAAACGUUAUGAAACAAUAAAUAUUUCUUUUGUAAUGUAAAGAGAGAUUUCAA